AUGAUAGCCCCACUUCACUCUGUCUGUCUUCCUAAUGGAUGGUAAUGGAAGAUAGCAAAUGAUCUGGGUUACAAACAUUCCACUGUGGUAUUGUGGUAUGUACAUUUUUAUAAAUUUUAUAAAUUCAUGUGUGUACUGUCAGCAGAUGUGACGUUAUAAGCACUGGUUGAGGGAAGAUAUCCAGGUGUUUGAUAAGUGGCUUGGCUUGACUCUCUAUGGAUGUGAUACCACAAUUGAAUGGAUUUUCCAUGCAUUAUGCCAUCACAGAUUUGCAGUUGGGCUUCCUGAGUGGCGAGUAUUGAUCGGUGUGGAGUGUGAUUCACAGUGUGGGUGUGUGCAUGAUGAUGGGAGGUGCUCGUGCCCAAGCUCAGAGGGGUUCGCUGUUGCAGAUGCUACGGAUUAUACUGUUGGACAUUUAACAAGCACACACAGAUGACAACUCCUUUAAAGCUUCCUGUGAAUGAUCAGGAUGGUGUUGAGCUUGAGAAAAUAGGGGACCAUGUGUCUGAUGAGAUGGACAGUCCAUCCGGAAAGAUGACAGGCAAGUUGGUCGGUGGGUUAUGCAGGCUGAGCACCAUCUCAGAGCAAGAGCCAGACAAGCUGGACACUGAUUCCAUUUCCUAUUAUCCCCUGGGUGGCAGUGAACUGGGUGGAUCCAGCAUCUCCAUGUGUUCUGACAAGUUUAAGAACAGCAGCAGCCGUUUUUCCUCUGAUGAUUCAUGCCAGCCUGGCACUGGAGACGACUGUGCGUCACUUCUUCUCGCCUGUCUGCAUUGUCAUUACCAUGAGUUAAUGGUCCUGCUAUCGGAUAUGUGUGAGAGGGCUGUGAACCACUGUUUUCCCUCGUUCAAAUACAUCAAGGCGUCCAGUGAGAGAGACCAGCAGGGGAUGGACUGCUGCAAUUACACGCUGGAACUGGACUGUGACUGCUGUGGCUCCUGUCAGGACACAGGAGAACUCAUAGAGCUGGCCAUGGAGAUAUCAGAGGUGUGCUAUCGCUGAGAAAUUUAUUUGCGGCCUUUCACCUCUGACCUGCACACACACAAACACUGUAAAUUGUAAAAACUUGAAUGCUCAACAAACAGUUAGACUGUCUCAUAUUAUUCCCAUAGCCUAUAGUAUGUAAUAAACUGCUUGCAGUACUAAGGGUUUUUUAUAUUGGCCUCUUGUGGAAAUCCACAUAAUCUGUAGCUUGUGUGCCUCAACAUGAGCUUUGAAACAGUGUAGAGUUGGUUGUUAUAAUAAAAGAAGAAAACAGCUAUCAGAGUAUAUAUGUCAGCCUCCUCGAUUAGUUUUAUAAAACACACUCGUCCCACCAAGCAAAGUAAUCAACGUCAACAUGCUGUCCCAUAAGGGUGGAAGAGGGGACAGAAGUCCUUUGCAAUUCUGGUGUCACUCCAUAAAGCAUGCCAGAGUAGGCUGAAGACGUUUUAGGUGACCGGGAAUCCUGGAGCGUGUUUUCAAAUAAUUAUCUAUCAGAAUUCAUUGAUAACAACUCGAGCCAUUCACAAUCUGGUCCAAGUGAAAGGAACAUGAAACUGAGCAGUCCCAGUAAGAGAAAGUUAUGAGAUGCUAAAAUGUAGGUUGAAAAUAGAUUGUUAUCAUGCAUUGAAUUCGGCUGUUACACAAAUUAAAUAACUUAUAUAGCAGCAUAAUGUCACGCCUCCUUAAUUUUAUCUAUUUAAAAAAAAAUGUGUUUAUCUAUAAUUUGUUCUGGUUCAUUGGUGACAUUGUAUGUUCGCUAUACACACUCCUUGGUUAUUCAUCCAUUAGUAUUCUCCACUGACUGGUGGAUGUGAAAUACCUUUCUAUUUUGGGCUGCGGUCACUCACGUGUGAAACAUGCACAGCAGGGGUGGAAGAACUCAGACUAGAAUUAUGUUACUGUAUUGUAGAUGGUACUUCCCCAAGUAGACAGACUUUUGUUAGUGAAUUUUAGCUCAGACAUCUGAUAACUGACUGUUAAAAAGUCUAAGCUCUGUUAUUGACAAGCAAAAACACAAACAAUAAACAGAAAUAAGAAGAGGUCUAAUGUGAAUUUGGUCCUGUCUUCUAUUGAAUAUUGAUUAAUUAGUAUCUUGUGCACACGAGAUAAUAACUUGUGACAAGAUAAUAAUGUGUACACAAGCUAUUAUACAAGUUCAUACAAGUUUCAAGUCUCCUGAAGGUGCUUUUCAUAUUGUACUGAAAUGCCGUCAGUUCUUGGCAGCAAAGGCUAAAUGCAGCUAAAUGCAUUAGCAUAUUUCUAAGAACUUAUUUUCAAUUUCAGCUUGUUUGUUCAAUUACUAUGUAAACUAGCACUGGCUUGUUGUUUAGUAGCAGUGAGCAUCAGCAUUUGCAUGUUGUGACAAAAACACUUAUUUGCUAAAGAUCAAUUGAGCUAGCUCUUCUCCGGCUACAACUUUUUAAAGAUAGACCCGAUGUCUCACAACGACCUAAAUUUAGACUGCUACACGUUGAAGCAUUAUUCCUUCACAGCCACAUCCUUUCAACCUGCAUGCUGGCGCAAACCAGAGUUGAAACUCAGCUCCCCACAAAACCCCAAACCUUUUGUUGUUUUUUUUCUAGCCUCUGUCUAUUUGUUCAGGUUGUUAAGGCAUGUUAUGGUAAAAAAAAUGAAAGUCUCUCAAGUCAAAAAUGUGUUUUGCUUAUUGUUACUACUCUUGGAUGUUUGCCCUUUACUCUGCAGUAUGAAGUAUGUGCAGAGUUUAACUCUGCUGAAGGGGAAGAUAUACAUACAUUACAUGCAUACAUUUAUCCAAAGCAACUUACAAUUGCUAUAUAUGUCAGAGGUCACAUGCCUCUGGAGCAACUAGGGGUUAAGUGUCUUGCUCAGGGACACAAUGGUGUCUCACAGUGGAUUCGAACCUGGGUCUCUCACAUCACCACCAAAUCCAAAGUAUCUCUGUGCUCACCAUAAAUCUGAGAUUAAGAAGUGUUUGUACUAGCAUGAUCGUUUGACAUCACAACUACUUUGCAAGCCAAUUGUGGUUUAAUAUACAAAUUACACAAAUGAGAUGUUGAAACUUCCAUUGCACAAUGACUGAGAAUUUACUUUCAGUGAAGUCAGAGCCAUCUUGUGUUUACAAAUGAUUUUUCAAUGAGGGUGAAGGAGCAGAAGUAAUUUUAAGAAUUUUUAAGGUAAUUGAACAUUUUUGCCACAAAAAAGACACAAACUAUUAAUCAAGUCAUUGUAUUUAUUAUUUUUUUUUUUACAUGUAUUAAAACAUGUC
Messenger RNA from Micropterus salmoides (largemouth bass), 3232 nucleotides. Its product is annotated as myoD family inhibitor domain-containing protein 2-like. NCBI's taxonomy places the organism in Eukaryota, Metazoa, Chordata, Actinopteri, Centrarchiformes, Centrarchidae. The record is from RefSeq and is a predicted model, not a curated record. Bases 433 to 1002 code for a protein of 189 amino acids. The transcript is spliced from 4 exons.